AUGGUUCCAUCAAAUAGUAGUAGUAACACAUUAAGUUUAUGUUCAACAACUAGUACACAAAAUUAUCCAAAGUCAAAUAGCACGAUCCUUUUAGGUACCGCUCUGGUAUACGUGCUUGACAAAAAUGGUAAUCAACACACUGUUAGAUUUUUGUUGGAUUCAGCGAGUCAAUGUCAUUUUCUUACCAGUACUUGUUGUAGACGAUUAAAUUUAUCCAUUUCAAACAACUCGUCGACAGUCCAAGGCAUUGGGAAUGGAGUGAACCUAGUUAAAGGUGAAGUUCAUUUAGUUUUUUCGUCACGUUUUAAUGAAAAUUAUCGGUACCCCAUAGUAGCUUUAGUAGUAGAUAGAAUCACCGAUAAAUUACCCCAUUCUUUCGUCGAUAUUAAUACGAUGCCUCAUCUAAUGAAUUUACCAUUAGCGGAUGUAAAUUUCCAUAGCCCGGGCGAAAUAGAUGGAAUAAUUGGAGCUGAACUAUAUUCUAAUAUUCUCGGUAACAAUAGAAUUAUGGGAUUAGAUAAUUUUCCAACCGCUUUAGAAACCACUUUAGGUUACGUUGUCAUGGGAAAAUCUCCUGUUUUAACCAAUCUGAAUUCAUUUCAUAGUUUUUGUACAACAAUAGAACCCCCUCUGGAAAAAUUAGUAGAAAAAUUUUGGAGUUUAGAGGAAAUUCCUUCCAAACCAAUUCAUAGUCCGGACGACAUCCAUUGUGAAACAAUAUUUAAAGCAACGUAUAAAAGACAAGCUUCUGGUCGAUACACAGUCGCUCUCCCAUUUCGCUAUAGUUGGUUACAAUUAGGUGAUAGUUACUUCGUGGCUUUACGAAGAUUUUAUGCAUUAGAGAAAAAAUUUAGACAAGAUCCUCAAUACAAAAUUCAAUACAGCCAAAUGAUCAAAGAGUAUUUGAAUGAAGGUUAUUUGAAAAAAUUAGAUAGAAAUACAGAUGUAGUAGAAAGUGCUUAUUAUAUUCCACAUCAUGGAGUUAUUAAGCUAGAAUCCGAGAGUACCCCACUUAGAAUAGUUAUGGAUGCUGGUGCCAAAUCCAAUAGUUCGUACUCUCUCAAUGAUUUAUUGUAUAGUGGUCCAAAACUCCAGGCGGAUGUUUUGACAUUGUUUUUAAAAUUUAGAUUAUUUGAAAUAGCACUCACUGCGGAUAUAAGACGUAUGUAUCUGCAAAUAGAUAUGGCCAAAGAUCAUAGGCGUUUUCAAAGAAUAUUAUGGCGUGAUUCUGAAGACGACGAUCUUUCGGUUUACGAACUUACGACUGUUACGUUUGGGGUUAAAUCGUCUCCAUUUUUAGCUCUUAGAAUUAUUCAACAGUUAGCGGAAGAUGAACAAACUUCCUACCCUUUAGCGUCUAAAGUGGCACGCAACAACAUGUAUAUGGAUGACCUCAUUACUAGCGUUCAUUGUCUAUCCGAAGCAAAUGAACUUUAUAGAGAAAUGAUCGAAUUUUUUAAAAGUGGUGGAUUUGAAAUAGUAAAGUGGGCUACUAACUCUAGGCAGUUACUCGAAAUAGUUCCGGAUAGUUUACGGGCAAACAAUCCGAAAAAUUUUGAUUCGGAAUUAAUGAAAAUUUUGGGUCUCCAAUGGCAACCCAAUAGUGAUAUGUUAUCAUUCAAUCGAAGUUUCGAAAAGGUGACAUGUACCAAAAGAAAUAUUCUUUCGAUAGUGGCACGGAUAUUUGAUCCAUGUGGAUUUGUUGCGCCUGUUACUCUACAAUUAAAAUUAUUUAUCAAAGAAUUGUGGACACAUAAAUUAGAUUGGGAUCAAACACCACCAAAUAGUUUUGUUAAACGAUGGGAAGAUUUUGUAAUCGAAAUGCCAUUAUUGAAAAAUUUUAAAAUUCCGCGCCAUUUAGGGGUUUUUACAGACUCUGUUCCCAUACUUGUAGGAUUUUGUGAUGCUAGUGAAUCAGCCUAUGCGGCAUUAGUUUAUAUGCGUACUUAA
Chrysoperla carnea is the source of this 1950-nucleotide messenger RNA. RefSeq lists its product as uncharacterized. The record is from RefSeq and is a predicted model, not a curated record. The transcript has a single exon. The coding region runs from base 1 to 1950 and encodes 649 amino acids. NCBI's taxonomy places the organism in Eukaryota, Metazoa, Arthropoda, Insecta, Neuroptera, Chrysopidae.